Molecule: messenger RNA, 630 nt
Organism: Symbiodinium natans
Lineage: Eukaryota; Dinophyceae; Suessiales; Symbiodiniaceae
Source: the annotation of a GenBank genome assembly
AUGACUCAAAUCACUCCGAUGAGUCUACGUGGUGAGUGGAAGGAGUUGGAGACCAGCAACAUCUACACUGUCACGGCUCCUGAUGAUCCGCUGUUGAGUUUUUUGACCGUGGUGAACAAUCCGGCGAAAGGUGAUCGGCGUGAGUAUGAAGUCAAGAGUGGGCCGGAGGGGCAGAUUCAACUUCAGCCCCUGUUCCACAAAGACACCACAGGAACAGACACUCUCUCUGAUCUCUUUCUUGACUACAGCGUGCCCGGUCGAAUCAUUUGGUACAGCUACACAACUGGCAAGCACAAGACCUGGCAAUACAUGCUGCAGGUGUGGAAUACCACCGUGGUGCAGCUGACGCCCGAAGCUGAAGACGCUGCUUUUCGGCUGGUCAUGCGGAAGCUCACAGGUGAUUUGAUUGCCAAGGUAACCGUGGAGCCUGGCACCAACUGGAGGGAUGCAAGGAAGUUGAUGGUGCCGGGCCUCCGCCCGCUCCUCUCGAAAAAGCUGGCUUUUGUGUCACCCCUUGGGGAAGUCUUGACGCAGGCACAUGAUCAAAGGCCGCUAUCUGACAUUCUCGGAUGUGAGGUUGCUGAGCCCAGCGAGCCGCGGGUAGUUGAGGAAUGGAGGCGUUUUCAGUAG